Messenger RNA from Schistocerca serialis cubense, 849 nucleotides. RefSeq lists its product as uncharacterized. The coding region runs from base 1 to 633 and encodes 210 amino acids. The record is from RefSeq and is a predicted model, not a curated record. Lineage: Eukaryota; Metazoa; Arthropoda; Insecta; Orthoptera; Acrididae. The transcript has 4 exons.
AUGUCGCUGCCGGCGGUCGCCGAGGAGGACUGCGCCGGCCCUGCAGCGGCGGCGGCUGCGGCGCGCUCGCCCUACCGCAUGCUCAUGCGAUCCAUCAGUGACGAGCCGACCAGCGAGUCGCCGUACGCGACCGGCUACCGCCGCGUCUCCAUCUCCGCGGCCCUGCACCGAGCAGACCCGCCGCCCAAGUACGCCACCAGCCUCUGCUCGGCCGCCUUCCUGCUCAAGCUGCUGCAGCUGGUGCUGACGACUGCGGCGGCGGCGCUGCUGGCCGAGGGCAACGGGCUGCUGCAUGUGCCCGCCAGCCCCAAGCUCAUCUUCCCGCACGUCACCUACACCGCCUACAUCGUCAUCCCCAGCGUCAUCGUGCUCAGCUACCUGCUCGGACAGAAGAUGCACGAGAUGCUGAUCCGCCUGGUGCUGGCUGUGGGCAUCGUGAUGCACGUGUCGGCAGCAGUGUGCGCAGGCGCGGAGCUGCGGCCCAACUGGGAGCAGUGGUCGGAGGGCAGCCUGCACCUGGGCAGGUGGCUGUGGGUGCUGGAGGCGCUCAUGGCGCUCGCCGCCGCCGCCGUCCAGGCCGCAGACCUCGCCACCUCCAUCACCCUCUCCUACCGGCGCGCAGCCUCCGUCUGAAGUCGCACCGACCCACCACUCCUCUGAACAAGAACAGACUGAAGUGCAGGCAUAGUGUAUGAGCGACACUAGCUUUGGACAUGCUAACAGUUUCACUUGUGAUGCAAUUACACGAUUCAGAGUGUCGUUAAAUGUAAAUACACCUAGGUAUGACAAUAAUUCUGUUGUCCCCCUUAGUUUAAGAGCUGCUGUUUUAUAAAAACACAGAAAAUUAAA